Messenger RNA from Polypterus senegalus (gray bichir), 3492 nucleotides. Its product is annotated as zinc finger protein 391-like. The record is from RefSeq and is a predicted model, not a curated record. Gene Ontology annotation, biological process: regulation of transcription by RNA polymerase II. Gene Ontology annotation, molecular function: DNA-binding transcription factor activity; RNA polymerase II cis-regulatory region sequence-specific DNA binding. NCBI's taxonomy places the organism in Eukaryota, Metazoa, Chordata, Cladistia, Polypteriformes, Polypteridae. The transcript is spliced from 3 exons. Bases 845 to 2425 code for a protein of 526 amino acids.
GACUGAUGGCUGCCCGUUCUUGCAUCAUCAGUGCUUUGAAUUUAUCAGAAUUUGUGGGUUUUUAUUUGUCCAUCCGCCUCUUAAGGAUUGACCAGAAGUUCUCAAUGGGAUUAUGGUCUUGGGAGUUUUCUGGCCAUGGACCCAAAAUGUUGAUGUUUUUUUUCCUGAGCCACUUAAUUAUCACUUAUGCCUCAUGGCACGGUGCUCAAUAAUGGUGGAAAAGGUAUUGUUCAUCACCAAGCUGUCCUUGAAUGGUUGGGAGUAGUUGGUCUCAGAGGAUGUUUUGAUAUCAUUCUUUUAUUCAGUUCACAAUUUAUUUCUUUUACUGUGCUGUACAUGCGUUAUCGGUGUCCUCUCCGCGCGGAUAGAUGUGAAAGCGCAUAAAGCACACGGGAAUCGGAUUUUCACAAUGAUCUGAAUUUUCACUACAGGAGUUUGCAGCUGAUGUGUCAUGGCAAGUGUAGGCGAAGGUCACCGUCAUAUGCGUUCUUGGACGUUAUAGUAUGGACAGUGAUUUUUGUGUAAACGAUGCGAAUACAACAGUGCGUGCAGAGGUUUAGUUAUUACAUGAAAACGUGGUAAUUUGACGUCCUUGAGCUAUCGGGACCGGUUUUGGAAAGGACAACCCUAUAAACCGGCCAACCUACUGUACGAAAACAAAUCACAGGCGGCAAUAAGCACAAAGCUGUAAGUAAGCAUCCACCCUCUAGAUGGCAGCAACCAAUCAAUGAUAGUGGAUUGAGUGCGCCAUUCAAUCAGUUAAGAGACUUGAUAGUCGCGUGAAGCCACGGUUUGGUGCGGCUGAGUGGGUUUUAGCCUCUUGUCGCUUGAAGGCCUGGAAACGAUGGACGUCACCAUGUCAUCUCUUUUCUUUAAUGACGAGCUGAGCUCCACCGUGGAGCAGGCGGUGAAGACUGCCGUGCAGACUGUGUUGUGUGAGGUGACCGUUCUCCUCAGCAGACAGCUGUCCGCCCUUCGCCUUGGUUUAUCUGAGAAGGAACACGAAAUCCUGCGGCUUACGGAGAGACUAGAAGCCCUGCAGAGUGUGAGCAGCUGUGGUCUUGAAGCUCACCGCGGCUCGGGGUUCGCGGGACCAAGGCGGCCGCGCGAGGAUAUUCGCCUGUGCUCAUCUCCUGUUGAAAUCGUCCUCCCCGCUUCUCCAGAAGAAUGCAGAGAAACGCUACCUCGGGCGAUGAGGAGUGUCCGUCCGCGGGUUCGGCACUCCGCCCACAAGCAUCCUUCGGGACUCCGAGCGCCACCAGCCGACGGCGAUGCCUGUAGCGUGCGACUCGAACAGCCGAGCCGCUGGAUGACCGGAGACAGAGACAAUGAAGGCUUCACAGAGAAUGUCCUCUGUCCAGAAUCAAAUCGGCUCUUAAGUGAUUUAUGUGUCACUGUUUUUGAUGGCAAGCAGAAUCUGGAAAGUUCUCAGAUUAAAGAGGAUGUCCUUUUCCAAGAGCAUUUCCAGAUUAAGGGAGAGAAUCGAGCCAAGCAAAGGUCAGGCCUUAAAAUUCACCCAAAUGUAGAAGAAACUUGUAUCUUAAUCAAAGAAGAGGACUCUGAUUUGGAAUCCAUCUGUAUUGGUGAGAAUAAUACUGAAUUAGAAUCCGCUACUGUGAAGGAAGAAACACUUAGACUGGUCGAGGUUUCCACAAAUAAAAAAGUUUCAGAAUGCCGUCCAGUCAAAAGUAAAGAAGAAAAUAUGGAAAUAGGCUUAGUUAAAAAUAACAAUAUAAUUACAAAAUCUUUAAAAGGUACUUGUGUGACUGAAACUUCUGUUGGGUAUGUGAUAAAUCGAAAAGUGCACCCAAGAAUUUGCCAAGAGGACACAUGUUACAUCUGCAGUGAAUGUGGUGCUAGUUUUGGCUUGCCUUCUUCACUCAAACAACAUCAGCGUGUUCACAACAUGGAAAAAAUAUAUCGCUGUGCUCAGUGUGGUGAGAAAUUUAGUCGUACAGAAAUGCUGAAGCACCACAGAAGAGUCCACAUGGGAGAGAAGCCUUUUCCUUGCCCUCAGUGUGGUAAAAGAUUUAGCCAGCUAAAACACCUCAAAGACCACCAACUGAUUCACAUGGACACAAAGCCAUAUAGUUGCGGUGAAUGUGGGUUUAGCUUUAUUCGCCUGGGUACUCUCAAAAGGCAUCAGAAAAUCCACACUGGGGAAAAACCUUAUCCCUGUAAAGAAUGUGGCAAAAACUUUAGCAGGUUGGAGACUCUUAAAAAACAUCAGCGUGUUCAUACUGGGGAGACACCAUACCAUUGCAGCCAGUGUGACAAAAGCUUUAGUCAGCUAGGAACCCUAAAGACACAUCAACGUAUCCAUACUGGAGACAAGCCCUAUCAGUGCUCUGGCUGUGGGAAGAGGUUCACAUUUUGUAGCCAACUAAAAAUGCACAAAUGUCAGAUUGUAAAAUGGAAAGUGUGAAAUGCAUCUGCAUAUACAUCAAUAUCCAAGUUUAAUUGAUAGAUGCAUUUUUUAUUUUAAAGGAAGAGGUUCACACUUUAUGACAUGAGGGCUCAUUGUAUCAUUUACCAGUGUUGAGGAUGGUGUUGGACCAAAAUGGCUGUGAACUGCUUAGCUCUGUGGGUAUAUCUAUGAAUGGAAUGUGCCCAGUUCUGCUGGGUUGGCUCUGGACCAUAAAUUGGAUUAAGUAGGUUAAAAUGUUUCUGAAUGUUAGGUAGAAUUCAUAUCACUAUGUUAAUAUGCGUACUUACUUUUCAUAUUUUUCAUGAUUUUUUUUUUCUUCUUUAGAGUUAUACUUUUUAGAAGUGAGCAGUACAUGUUACUGAUUAACCAUGGUACCAACAGUGCAGCAAUGAAAACGAAAAUAGAAAUGAAUGCCUUCUUGAGAACACCACCUUCAUAUGCUUGGCCAUUUUCUUUCAUACUCGAAGGAGGAGGAGGUGGUCUGAGGUAUUAUUUUUAUGUGUUGGUGUCCAAGACAGGAAUAAACAGAUUGUUAAUAAUGAACUUUGUCACCUCCAACCUAUCCUGGAGGUUACACUUUACAUAUUCAUUGCUUCCUACAUUUAAAAAAAUGCAAACAAUAGAAAAUACAGUAUGUCUGAAAGUUUAUGUGAGAAGAAUUGCUGAGACACUCAGUUUACUGAGGACUUGUUGUAAUGGGAAGGAGCAGCUUAGACUUGUAGGUUAUAUAAUCAGGACUUUGGCAGGUUGCAAAUAUGGAGGUGAGGCAUCUAACUUGUUUAUCUAAUUCAGGGCAGUAGGAUACAUAGUCUAACAUGGAAGCACUGAGAGCGAGACAAUAAUUAGACUGGAUAAAACUAGAUUACAAUUGCAACCCGCUGGGCUGGCUACUUUGACCAUCCGUUUAAACCUCAUCUUCCUGCUAGGAUGUUGGACAUCUCUGGGUCCACGGAUCUUAAGGCUGAUCUUCUAGGUGUGAUCCACCCAGUCUCAUUGAGAUUGCACAGGUGGUGAACCAGCUGAGGGUAGGGAAGUCUGCAGGGAUCUGUGGUAUCCAGGGUGAA